AUGGCGCAGGGCCCGCUUCCCAAAAUCCACUGCGAAAAAAAAAAAAAACUUUGCAGAGACUUUUUGGUAUUAGAAUCCAAAAAGAAAUGUGAAGGGGCGCUUCGCCUCUGGGGUUGGAAGUGGCUGCGAGGUUUCCGGGGCCGUUUUGCCGGCGUGGGGAACCUUCUUUCCAAACCCCGGCCAUGGCGGCAGAAUGCGCCCCUCACCUCCCGAUCGCACCCUCGAAGUUUUCGCCACGAUACAAAACCAAGAUUGCUCCCUCAUAAAACCGCUCGGUUGGAUAAUGAUGCCUUUGCCGAAACCCGACGUCGAGACGUCCCCGCCCGCCGUCGAAGGGAAAAAAAAAAACCGGAACGCUUUCGACAUUCAAGGGGUUCCUCCAUGAAACCCCCGAACGCGUUCAGGCCGAUUGCCCCAACAAUAAUAAAAAAAAUCUUGGCCUGA
Trypanosoma theileri is the source of this 444-nucleotide messenger RNA. RefSeq lists its product as uncharacterized. The transcript has a single exon. NCBI's taxonomy places the organism in Eukaryota, Euglenozoa, Kinetoplastea, Trypanosomatida, Trypanosomatidae. Bases 1 to 444 code for a protein of 147 amino acids. The record is from RefSeq and is a predicted model, not a curated record.